Colias croceus (clouded yellow) is the source of this 2647-nucleotide messenger RNA. RefSeq lists its product as uncharacterized. NCBI's taxonomy places the organism in Eukaryota, Metazoa, Arthropoda, Insecta, Lepidoptera, Pieridae. The transcript has 9 exons. The coding region runs from base 422 to 1939 and encodes 505 amino acids. The record is from RefSeq and is a predicted model, not a curated record. Gene Ontology annotation, molecular function: mRNA binding; RNA 7-methylguanosine cap binding.
UUGUUGUGAGAUUUUUGCAAAUUGCAUGUGUUUGUGACUAUUGUGAUUGCAAAACGAAAAUGGACGGCUAUUAAUAUUUUUGUUGCACGUGAAGUUAGUAUUUUUAAUUUUAUAUUAGUUUAUCAUAAUCGCCGUCAAACUGGGUGCCAAAACGGUGGAAAGGUUUUUGAACCUAGCUGACGACAAUUUUAUUGAAGAUGUCAGCGAAGACUUGAAAUGUUUUCUAGCCGAAAAAAAAAUUGACAGUGUGCUAGUCUUCCCGCCCGUGAGCAACUACCGUCGGUUCCUGAUACAUCGUUGUGUGGAACAACUGAACCGGCCUGAUCUCGCGACCUUCUCGAUUGGCGUUAGUGACGAAAGGCGGACCGUCGUCUGCUAUAGGGACCGGCUGCUGAGUGAUGAAGCCUGCGCCCGGCCAGCCAUGGGCCUGACACCGACAGACCGGGGCGAUGCGGGCCUCACUACUAGCCCGGUGGGGGGUGAGCCGGCGCGCGCGCAGCUUCAGGAAAAGCCCAGAUCCGGGCCGACGAAGCCCAGACGACCCGAUCGAGCGGUGUACGUGCCGCGGGCCUUGCGUGCGACGGAAAACGCGACGGACGAAAACAAACCGCUGGAGAAUAAGAGAACAAGCCACAGCGCAGACGGGAAGUGUCCCAAAUCGCCCGCUUCCAAAGAGAAAUCCGCUCACGGUACACCGAAAAAAUCUCUCAACAAGAAUUUCUGUAACGUCUACACGCCGCCCCAUCUCAGGAACCAACGAUCUGCGCCCAGCAUAGAGAACAGAGCCCCCGGCGACCCCGAGCCGACCGUGCCUUCCCCCUGCCCAGUGCCAAACGGUGAUAGUGCAAUAUCGAAUAGUGAUAAUAGUUUUAAAGAAUUAGAAGUAGGCGAGAGUUUUUAUAUAGGAGAUUAUUUUGCUAAUGGACAACUAGGUUUUUAUAGUCCCAGUUUUUACGAGUACGCCGACAGCGAGAACACGGACGACAAUUGGAGGACAAAUGAAUCAGAGGUGAACAUGGCCGUGCACGAAACUCAGAGCAAUAUUAUAGAUAAUAGUGACUAUUUGUACGAUAAGGAUGAGGACGUCGAAAAGAAUGAACUUAAGCGGGCGUCACAAGAGAUAAAUAGAAGCAGCAAGCGAAUAAUUAAACAAAGUUUCGACUCAGAUGUUUUAGUGAUAUCAGAUCCGAUUGAAGAGUCCCCGAGUCCGGUCAAAGAAGAAAAAGAGGUUCAGAAGGAGAUUAAAGUUAAGAAAACAAAGCCAAAACUAGAAGCGAAAGUGUCCUUAAAAAGAGAGGAAAAUGACUGGGACGCGGUGUUCGACGACAGCGGGGAGUGUUUGGACCCAUCCUUACUAGAAGAAUUAACAUCGACUGUAGGCAAAGUGCACAUAUCCAAAGCGAAGAAUAACUACGAUCAGUACCAAACGCGUGGACAGGCGCUAUUCAACGGGCCCUUCGAUGAAACGUUCGCGCACGUGGUCGAAGUGUACGACUUCCCGAGCGAGUUUAAGACGAACGAUCUACUCUCAUUGUUCAGUGAAUAUAAGGACACGGGCUUCGAGAUCAAGUGGGUGGAUGAUACGCAUGCCUUGAUUGUCUUCAGCAGCGCCAAGAUUGCUGCAGAGGUGUUGUCAACGCAACGUUCGCUGGCCAAGUGCCGGCCGUUGCACGCGGCGACGCUCGAGUCUAGGAACAAGGCGAAAAAGUGCGCUGAGUUCUUACAGCCUUACAGGCAACGUCCCGAAACGUGCACGGCGCUGGCUCGCCGGCUCGUGUCGGGCGCGCUCGGCGUGCGGCUCAGCACCGCGCGACAGGAGAGAGACGAGGAACGACGACUUAUCAUGUUAGCUAGAGAAAAGAAACGCCAAGCGGCACUACACAAGGAAGCUGCGUGGGACGGGUCGCUCGCCGACCGCGCGCUGCACUCGCCCUCCUGACCGAUGCACCCACACACACGGUGCAAUUACUCUUCGCCACUGCACAGCCGUGGAAACUCUCACAUGAUAGAUAUAAUAUAAUAAUUAAUUAUAUAGUCAUAUUGGUUUGAUCAAAAGGGACAUACAUACAUGGAAUGUGGCAAUAUAGUCGUGUUACCAUGGCAACGUGUAAACAGGUUUUUGUUAAGACAGCUGUUGUAAUGUAUGUUUCCCUUUUGAUCACAAUAAGUUGAUAUUAUACGUGAAUGACGUCACUAUUUUUAAUCUUUGGAGGAAUUGAAGAUAUAACAGAUAUCAUUAUUUUUUGUUUUAUUUUUAUUUUUUUUAAAUAAAACAUGACUCUUUAAUUAUGCUCAAAAAUCUUAUAUGUACUUUAUUUAUUACUUUUUCAUGGCUAUAAAAAAUUAAUUUGUUCGUAUUAUAUUAUGAAACAUGGAAAUGUGAUGUUAAUUCAAUCAAUCUGUCUGUCUGUCUCUUUAAAACUCAAUGUGGUAUGUAAGAAAGAGUGAGACAAAAGAUAUGUGACGUCAUUUACGGAUAGUUAAGUAUUUUUGCAAACGAAUUAAUAUAUCACUAUAUUGUCGAUAAGACCGUUUCUGCAAUGUGAGUGAAAAAGAAAAAAAAAUGGUAAAUAAUAAUAUUUUUAAUGAUGGUUAUUUUUUUUUGUAGGUAUAAAAUACAGAUUAAUAUAAUUGAAAAUAAUUCGUG